UUAUCUCCUCUCUCUCUCUCACCUUUUCUCCUUUUUUACUAGGGCUUUCAGCAACAUCACCCAAACACUCGUAAAAGAGAAAAAGAAGGAAAACCAAAUCCAGACAGCUCCAGUAAUAAGAGAGAAGAGAGAGAAACGAAAUCAGAUCCAAACAAGCAGAAACAGAUAAAAUAAAAAAGAGGAGAAGAAGAAGAAGAAGAAACGGAGUCUCAGCAGCGGAAAAAUGUCUGGUCCUGAAGUUUGAGAUAAUUACCAAAAUGGGAGUCCACCAUUCCAAAGCUUCCACCAGGCGCAACCCCUACGCCCCAAGAGACGAAGACCAGAACGAGAAUCCAACUCCCUCCUCCGCAGCUCCACCGAAUGGCGUAGCCCGCGCCACUCCGCAGCAGCAGCGGCGAGACGAGCGAGAGAUCGGAAAGCGGUCGCCCUUCUUCCAUUUCUACAGCCCGAGCCCCGCUCGCUUCUUCUCCAAGAAAUCUCCUGCUCCUGCCUCCACAGCUCCAAAUGCGAGCUCCCACUCCACGCCGCGGCGGUUCUUCAGGCGAGCGUUCCCGCCGCCUUCGCCGGCCAAGCACAUCCGGGCCGUGCUGGCACGGCGGCAUGGGUCGGUGAAGCCGAACGAGGCGUCGAUCCCGGAGGGGAGUGAGGCGGAGGUCGUCACCGGGCUUGAUAAGAGCUUUGGGUUUUCGAAGCAUUUCGGGAACAAGUAUGAGUUAGGGGAGGAGGUCGGGCGGGGGCAUUUCGGGUACACGCGCUCGGCCAAGUUCAAAAAAGGGGAGCUCAAGGGCCAGCAGGUUGCUGUUAAAGUCAUCCCGAAAGCCAAGAUGACGACAGCCAUUGCCAUUGAGGAUGUCAGAAGGGAGGUGAAAAUCUUGCGAGCUCUGACUGGACAUAGCAAUCUAGUUCAAUUUUAUGAUGCCUAUGAAGACCAUGAGAAUGUGUAUAUAGUGAUGGAGUUAUGUGAAGGUGGGGAGCUCUUAGAUAGAAUACUUUCCAGGGGUGGAAAAUACACAGAAGAUGAUGCGAAGGCUGUAAUGGUGCAGAUACUGAAUGUUGUUGCAUUUUGCCACCUCCAGGGUGUGGUCCACCGGGAUCUCAAACCAGAGAAUUUCCUGUUCACAACAAAAGAUGAAAACUCCCAAUUGAAGGCCAUAGACUUUGGCUUAUCAGAUUUCGUUAAACCAGAUGAAAGGCUUAAUGACAUUGUUGGAAGUGCAUACUAUGUAGCACCUGAAGUUCUACACAGGUCCUACAGUACAGAAGCUGAUGUAUGGAGUGUCGGGGUGAUUGCAUACAUUCUUCUGUGUGGGAGCCGCCCAUUUUGGGCCCGAACUGAAUCCGGUAUCUUUCAGGCAGUCUUGAAAGCUGAUCCAAAUUUUGAUGAACCACCUUGGCCUUCUCUGUCGUCCGAGGCGAAAGAUUUUGUCAAACGCCUAUUGAUUAAAGAGUCACGCAAAAGACUGACCGCUGCUCAGGCUUUGAGUCAUCCCUGGAUUAGAAAUUACAACGACAUAAAAGUACCACUGGAUAUUCUCAUAUUCAGGCAAAUGAAGGCCUAUAUGCGCUCAUCAUCUCUGCGUAAGGCUGCUUUAAGGGCUCUUGCAAAGACAUUGACUGUGGAUGAGCUUUUUUAUAUGAAAGAGCAAUUUGCACUGUUGGAGCCAAAUAAGAACGGGUGCAUCUCACUAGAAAACAUCAGAAUGGCAUUGGUGAAAAAUGCAACAGAUGCUAUGAAGGAAUCCCGCAUUCAUGAUUUUCUUGCUUCGUUGAAUGCUCUUCAAUAUAGAAAGAUGGACUUUGAAGAAUUCUGUGCAGCUACAUUAAGUGUGUAUCAGCUUGAAGGCCUGGAUAGGUGGGAGCAACAUGCCCGUGGUGCUUAUGAGUUUUUCGAGAAGGAUGGGAACCGGGCUAUUGUUAUUGAAGAACUUGCUUCGGAACUUGGACUGGGCCCAUCAGUUCCCCUCCACUCGGUCCUCCAUGACUGGAUCAGGCACACCGAUGGAAAGCUGAGCUUCCAUGGAUUUGUUAAAUUAUUGCAUGGCGUAUCAACUCGGUCCCUUGCAAAGGCUCACUAAAUUGUUGAAGCAUGCGUGGGUCCUCUCGGCUGCAGAUCCAAUGUGGGGUUAGGCCAAUACCGAGCUGGCAGCUGUGACACUAUUGAUUGCUCAUGUGGACCCCAUUUCACGGUGUUCUACAUCAGCGCCCGUCUGUCCUGCUAUCUGUCCACCAUUAUUUAACAGAAGCUUGAGGUCAUAGGAAUUGUUCUCUGGGGAGUGGGUGGAUUCGGUGCUGUCCCGAAUCUGUAUUUUUAAUCUUUUUCCUCUAUUGUAACUGUGGAAUCCAUUGUCAUUGUUGUCCGCUGUAAAAUGAAAGUGUAUCAUCGUGCGCUUCGGUGAAAUGUAUCUCACUCAAUUUGAUCCA
This is a messenger RNA of Magnolia sinica, 2421 nucleotides long. Its product is annotated as CDPK-related kinase 5-like. Gene Ontology annotation, biological process: protein autophosphorylation; intracellular signal transduction; peptidyl-serine phosphorylation. Gene Ontology annotation, cellular component: cytoplasm; nucleus. Bases 258 to 2075 code for a protein of 605 amino acids. The transcript has 11 exons. The record is from RefSeq and is a predicted model, not a curated record. NCBI's taxonomy places the organism in Eukaryota, Viridiplantae, Streptophyta, Magnoliopsida, Magnoliales, Magnoliaceae. Gene Ontology annotation, molecular function: calcium-dependent protein serine/threonine kinase activity; calcium/calmodulin-dependent protein kinase activity; ATP binding.